Molecule: messenger RNA, 371 nt
Organism: Microbotryum saponariae
Lineage: Eukaryota; Fungi; Basidiomycota; Microbotryomycetes; Microbotryales; Microbotryaceae
Source: the annotation of a GenBank genome assembly
AUGGCCUACCACCUGGACAACAUAGACAACACCCACUCCGUGACAGAGGCACAGUACGGGAGCGAAGCGCUGCAUCAAUUGACGAACACCGCCGUCUCACCACAGUCAAGUCGAUCGCUUCAUUUGCAGAGACCAUACCAGCUGUCAGGGGCAAGUGCCCCUCUGAUAGGUGCGUUGGGCGUUGAACUGAGCCGUGGGGCGAGUCGCUGAAUGCAUCUUAUUCCUCGAACUCUACAAACGCGCUUCGAGCAGGGCUUCAUCUUUAUGCCAACAAGAGGAACGUGGACUUCUCCCUCGAUGAGGAAGGUCGAGGCGUCGUCCUCGAUCGUGAACUCAGUUUUGCUCACGAACCGCCGUCCAGUUACCGAUAG